Molecule: messenger RNA, 4577 nt
Organism: Haliotis rubra (blacklip abalone)
Lineage: Eukaryota; Metazoa; Mollusca; Gastropoda; Lepetellida; Haliotidae
Product: serine/threonine-protein phosphatase 6 regulatory ankyrin repeat subunit A-like
Exons: 10
Molecular function (GO): protein binding
Source: RefSeq, a predicted model, not a curated record
AAUUAUGCAAUCUUAUGCUGCUUGAAUACAUAUUGUGACAUCUUCGUGGUAUAAUAUGGUAACGUCUAUCCUGUUGAUAAACAUUACAGUGGAUAUAUCAAACCAUACUUUCAGCCGUUCCCAAGCAGUACCGCCAGCUCACUUAGGCAGCAACGUCUGCUAUACUCAAGCAGCACAACCAGCUGUAUUCAAGUAGCAUCACCAGCUAUACUCCAUACAUCAUGAGCAGCACCAUGAGCAACGGUACUGACUCCACAUACAGCAGCAACAUGUCCGAUAGCAGUACUGACACCUCAGUCGGGUCCAGUCCAUACCAGUCUGACGAGGAUGUCAUGACGUACUUUAUUGUUGGAGAAGCUGGGGAUACAGAUGACGCUGCGUGUCCUACAACCGAGCGCCAUGUUGGAAAUGAAGUGGAACAACAAACCUCAAGGGCUACACAGACAUUGGCUGAACCAGGGCCAGGUAUCAUCCCCAGUCUUCAGGAAGAAAAUAUCCGACUGAGGAAGAGAAUAGAGGAGCUGGAGUCCUUCGACUGGAUAUCUUUUGCUACUGAGGACAGCGGGUUUUUCAGUGAGGGAAGCAGUCUGGCAUCUUCAAACAGGAGUUCAGUUAUCCGGAGAAGUCAGAAGGCUGAAGUUCACCGUGGUGUCAACAUGAAAGAAGGUUUUAAGAGAUUCUUCGCGUUUGGACAACAAAAACAGAGAGAAGAAGUUGCCCGUCCUAUUGCACUACUGCGUGUGGGAAACAGUAGGGAUGAGCUGAAUCCUGAGGCUGCACGGAGUUUGCCUACACCAGUGACACAGAUGGGCCCAAGAGUGGAUACAGACAUCCAUACUGCCUGCAAGAAGGGUGACCUGGACCGGCUUAGACGCAUCCUAUCUAAGGAUCUGGAAGACGUCAACCGUAGAGGGAAGGACGGACUAACACCUGCAAUGAUAACAGCACGAUUCGGACACAGAAGAAUGGUAGACAUACUUGUGAGUAAAGGUUCUGCAUUGUGUCUUCUUGCCGAUAACAAAAACAACAUCCUUCAUGAGGCCUGUAUUGGAGGACAUGUGGAUAUGGUGAAGUAUGUCCUCUCACAGAAGGUUGCAGACAUCAACAGUAGGGGGCAGUACGGGAGGACAUCCGUGAUGCUGGCAGCAGAGAAGGGGCACAGUGCGGUGUUUGACUCACUUGUGAGAGAAGGAGCUGAUGUAUCAUUAGUGGAUGAUGACGGAGACAACAUCCUUCAUGUGGCCUGUAUUGAAGGACAUGUGGACGUAGUGAAGUAUGUCCUCUCACAGAAGGUUGCAGACAUCAACAGUAGGGGUCAGUACGGGAGGAACCCCGUGAUGCUGGCAGCAGAGAAGGGACAUAGAGCGGUAUUUGACUUACUUGUGAGAGAAGGAGCUGAUGUAUCGUUACUGAAUGAUAACAGAAACAACAUCCUUCAUGAGGCCUGUAUUGGAGGACAUGUUGACAUGGUGAAGUAUGUCCUCUCCCAGAAGGUUCCAGACAUCAACAGUAGAGGUCAGUACGGGAGGACACCAGUGAUGAUGGCGGCAGAGAUGGGACACAGAGAAGUGUUUGACUUACUUGUGAGAGAAGGAGCUGAUGUAUCGUUACUGAAUGAUAACAGAAACAACAUCCUUCAUGAGGCCUGUAUUGGAGGACAUGUUGACAUGGUGAAGUAUGUCCUCUCACAGAAGGUUGCAGACAUCAACAGUAGAGGUCAGUUCGGGAGGACACCCGUGAUGAAGGCAGCAAAGAGGGGACACAGAGAAGUAUUUGAGUUACUUGUGAGUGAAGGAGCUAAUGUAUCAUUAGUGGAUGAUGAUGGAGACAACAUCCUUCAUGUGGCCUGUAUUGAAGGACAUGUUGACAUGUUGAAGUAUGUCCUCCUACUGAAGGUUGCAGACAUCAACAGUAGGGGUCAGUACGGGAGGAACCCCGUGAUGCUGGCAGCAGAGAAGGGACAUAGAGCGGUAUUUGACUUACUUGUGAGAGAAGGAGCUGAUGUAUCGUUACUGAAUGAUAACAGAAACAACAUCCUUCAUGAGGCCUGUAUUGGAGGACAUGUUGACAUGGUGAAGUAUGUCCUCUCCCAGAAGGUUCCAGACAUCAACAGUAGAGGUCAGUACGAGAGGACACCAGUGAUGAUGGCGGCAGAGAUGGGACACAGAGAAAAAGUAGCAGACAUCAACAGUAGGGGUCAGUACGGGAGGACACCCGUGAUGCUGGCAGCAGAGAAGGGAUACCGAGCGGUAUUUGACUCACUUCUCUCACAGAAGGUUGCAGACAUCAACAGUAGGGGGCAGUACGGGAGGACACCCGUGAUGCUGGCAGCAGAGAAGGGAUACCGAGCGGUAUUUGACUCACUUGUGAGAGAAGGAGCUGAUGUAUCAUUAGUGAAUGAUAACGGAAUCAACAUCCUUCAUGUUGCCUGUAUUGGUGGACAUGUUGACAUAGUGAAGUAUGUCCUCUCCCAGAAGGUAGCAGACAUCAACAGUAGGGGUCAGUACGGGAGGACACCCGUGAUGCUGGCAGCAGAAAUGGGACACAGAGAAGUGUUUGACUUACUUGUGAGAGAAGGAGCUGAUUACGGGAGGACACCCGUGAUGAAGGCAGCAGAAAUGGGACACAGAGAAGUGUUUGACUUACUUGUGAAAGAAGGAGCUGAUGUAUCAUUAGUGGAUGAUAACAGAAACAACAUCCUUCAUGUGGCCUGUAUUGAAGGACAUGUGGACAUGGUGAAGUAUGUCCUCUCACAGAAGGUUGCAGACAUCAACAGUCACGGUCAGUACGGGGGGACACCCGUGAUGGUGGCUGCAAAGAGGGGGCACAUAGACGUUUUUGACUUACUUGUGAGAGAAGGAGCUAAUGUAUCAUUAGUGGAUGAUAACAGAGACAACAUCCUUCAUGUGGCCUGUAUUGGAGGGCAUGUGGAUAUGGUGAAGUAUGUCCUCUCACAGAACGUUGCAGACAUCAACAGUCAGGGUCAGUACGGGGGGACACCCGUGAUGGUAGUAGCAGAGAUGGGACACAGAGAAGUUUUUGACGUACUUGUGAAAGAAGGAGCUGAUGUAUCAUUCGUGGAUGAUAACAGAAACAACAUCCUUCAUGUGGCCUGUAUUGGAGGACAUGUGGACAUGGUGAAGUAUGUCCUCUCCCAGAAGGUUGCAGACAUCAACAGUCAGGGUCAGUACGGGAGGACGCCCGUGAUGAUGGCAGCAAAUACGGGACACAGAGAAGUGUUUGACGUACUUGUGAGAGAAGGGGCUGAUGUAUCAUUAGUGGAUGAUAACAGAAACAACAUCCUUCAUCUGACCUGUAUUGGAGGACAUGAGUACAUGGUGAAGAAUGUCCUCUCCCAGAAGGUUGCAGACAUCAACAGUCAGGGACCAUACGGGAGGACACCCGUGAUGGUAGCAGCCGAGAUUGGACACAGAAAAGUUUUUGACGUACUUGUGAGUGAAGGAGCUGAUGUAUCAUUAGUGGAUGAUAACAGAAACAACAUCCUUCAUGUGGCCUGUAUUGGAGGGCAUGUGGACAUGGUGAAGUAUGUCCUCUCACAGAAGGUUGCAGACAUCAACAGUAGGGGUGAGUACGGGAGGACGCCCGUGAUGAUGGCAGCAAAUACGGGACACAGAGAAGUGUUUGACGUACUUGUGAGAGAAGGGGCUGAUGUAUCAUUAGUGGAUGAUAACAGAAACAACAUCCUUCAUGUGACCUGUAUUGGAGGACAUGAGUACAUGGUGAAGUAUGUCCUCUCACAGAAGUUUGCAGACAUCAACAGUCAGGGACCAUACGGGAGGACACCCGUGAUGGUAGCAGCCGAGAUUGGACACAGAAAAGUUUUUGACGUACUUGUGAGUGAAGGAGCUGAUGUAUCAUUAGUGGAUGAUAACAGAAACAACAUCCUUCAUGUGGCCUGUAUUGGAGGGCAUGUUGACAUGGUGAAGUAUGUCCUCUCACUGAAGGUUGCAGACAUCAACAGUCAGUGUCAGUACGGGAGGACACCCGUUAUGAAGGCAGCAAAUAUGGGACACAGAGAAGUGUUUGACGUACUUGUGAGUGAAGGAGCUGAUGUAUCAUUAGUGGAUGAUGACAGAGACAACAUCCUUCAUGUGGCCUGUAUUGGAGGACAUGUGGACAUGGUGAAGUAUGUCCUCUCACAGAAGGUUGCAAACAUCAACAGUAGGGGUCAGUACGGGAGGACACCCGUGAUGGUGGCUGCAAAGAGGGGGCACAGAGAAGUCUUUGACUUACUUGUGAAAGAAGGAGCUGAUGUAUCAUUAGUGGAUGAUGACAGAGACUACCUCCUACAUGUGGCCUGUAUUGGAGGGCAUGUGGAUAUGGUGAAGUAUGUCCUCUCACAGAAGGUUGCAGACAUCAACAGUCAGGGACCGUGCGGGAGGACGCCCGUGAUGGUAGCAGCAGAGAUGGGACACAGAGAAGUUUUUGACGUACUUGUGAAAGAAGGAGCUGAUGUAUCAUUAGUGGAUGAUAACAGAAACAACAUCCUUCAUGUGGCCUGUAUUGGAGGACAUGUGGACAUGGUGAAGUAUGUCCUCUCACAGAAGGUUGCAGAC